Messenger RNA from Melanotaenia boesemani (Boeseman's rainbowfish), 1384 nucleotides. It is a transcript of the gene c1qtnf5, whose product is annotated as C1q and TNF related 5. Gene Ontology annotation, molecular function: protein binding. The coding region runs from base 251 to 1003 and encodes 250 amino acids. The record is from RefSeq and is a predicted model, not a curated record. Lineage: Eukaryota; Metazoa; Chordata; Actinopteri; Atheriniformes; Melanotaeniidae. The transcript is spliced from 3 exons.
UUUUUUGUUUUGGCUGGAUUGACAUCACAUAUUUUCCUCUGUCUCCUCCACCCAUGGCUCCUCCUCUCCCAGACCCUUUCUAAUUGGAUUUCAUUACCGUUUCCUUUCACUUUUUUUUUUUUCUUUUUCCCCGAGCCAGACUCUCUGGUCCAACAGAAAAGCUCUACUGUGGUUUCUUUUCAACACACAAUCAUCAUCAUCAGCAACAGCAGCUCCCAAAGACUUCACUGCACCCUGCCUUGACACUGCAAUGACCUCACUCAGGCUGUUACUCUUGUUGUACUCCCUCUUCAUCCUACAAGUCCAUUUUUCCAAUCAGUUGGAUGACAACAAGAUCCCAGCCAGUCUGUGUACUGGUCAUCCUGGUAUCCCUGGCUCACCUGGUGUUCAUGGCAGCCCUGGUCAGCCAGGAAGAGAUGGAAGGGACGGGAGGGAUGCUGCUCCAGGGGAGAAAGGGGAGAAGGGGGACAGAGGAGACCCAGGUGAGACAGGAGUGCGAGGCCUGACUGGAGACAAAGGUGACCCUGGAGAAAGGGGGGAGAGGGGGCAGCCAGGAGAGUGUGCAGUAGCUCCCAAAUCAGCCUUCAGUGCCAAGUUGUCACAGACCCUCUCUUUAUCCCUCACGGUGGGCGACACUGUUCAUUUUGACACCAUCAUGCUCAAUGAACAGGGGGACUACAACACAGAGACGGGACGCUUCACCUGCAGAGUCCCUGGAGUCUAUUACUUUGCUGUCCACGCCACAGUUUACCGCGCCAGCCUGCAGUUUGACCUGAUGAAGAAUGGACACACGGUGGCAUCUUAUUUUCAGUUUUACGGUAACUGGCCCAAACCGGUGUCACUGUCCGGUGGCUCUCUGCUCCACCUCAUUCCUGGGGACCAGGUGUGGGUCCAGAUUGCUCUCGCUGAGUACAAUGGAUUUUACUCCAGCACCAAGACAGACAGCACCUUUACUGGCUUCCUGGUGUACUCAGACUGGAAGAACUCAGCUGUGUUUGCAUGAUGGGUUCAUGAGCAUCUCAAACUCUUUUAUUAUCAUGGGUAUUUGUCUAUGUUUUGAUUCAGACACUCUGGUUAAAGAUAGGUGAAUCAGUAGUGAAUUGAUAGAGCUGUAUUUAUGUAACCAUUCAAGAACAUACUAAAACUACUACUUGAACAGCACAAAGCAUGGCAAGAUGUAAGAUGCAUACACUGAACAGUACCUGUUCUUCACUUUCAGCCUUUAAACUGCUGUCUCACUUCAUUAUUGUAACAGAUGUUGCGAAAUUGGCGUUCAUCCAGCUCCAGGCCACAAACUCAGAUAGCUUUCAUGCCAUUAUUGGACUUUGUUUUUCAUCAGUGUAUAUAGCUAACAUGAAUCAUGAAAAUAAAUCUGUAGACUUUG